CCCACCUCACCAACUCAACGAAUCCUCAAGUUUUGACUCUAUUGAGCAUGCAUCCCUCAUGAUCGACCACUGCCCCAUAAUAAUCCCUUCCUUAAACAAUGACUUUAGCCUCUUUCUAGUCUCUCCAAUGAUCUGAUAUGUUGAGCAUAAAGUUUUGGUUGAAGGUGUAGAUGUGAAAAACCUAAAAAACAAAGACCAGAAAUCACGCAAAUCUUGAAGUUAGGUCAUCUAAUGUUAAUCAACCUUCGCACAUUUAUAUAUCGUAGCUGCGCCCAUCAUCUCCCUCUCGUGUUUGAAAUAUCCUCACAUAUCCAUCCAUGGCUAAACUGGCUUUGGUUUCCUUUCUUGUCAUUCUAUGCUUUGUGUUAACAUCUGCUGCUACAACUUACAUUGUGGGGGAUAAUUCCGGUUGGGACAUAAGCACUGAUCUUGAUACAUGGGCUCAGGGCAAGAAUUUUGUUGUUGGAGACGUUCUCUUGUUCCAAUACACACCAUCAAACAGUGUGAAUGAGGUGACAAAAGAAUCAUUCGACGGAUGCAACACCACCCAUGUUAUAAAAACAUAUACAAAUGGGAACACCACAGUUACAUUGUCAAGACCUGGUCCAUGGUAUUUUAUUUCGGGCAACAAGUUGUAUUGCCUAGGAGGAAUGAAACUUGAGGUAAAUGUACAAGGAAAUCAAACAGAUUCCCCAGUUGCUGCUCCUCAAGCACAACCAGGGGCUGCUCUUACUCAGCCUUCCUCUAAGAACAACAAUCCGAUUCCGACUUCUUCAGGAAUUGUCUAUGCAGGUGGAAAGGAUUCUCUUGUAAAAGCCUCCUUUGGUUUUAUGGCCACUAUAUUGUGGUUGAGCACCUGCGGAUAUUGAAGACUUGAGGACUCCCUUCCGUCUCUUACAUGAAGGUUGUUGUAUUGACCCAUUUCUUAUAUUCAAAAUCUUAUGUAAAAUCAGGAUCCUGUCAGAAUUUUUUAUUCGUUUAAGCAGGUUGUCUUCAAAGGUUGGAGUGGUUAAUGCUCGGCUCGCAUGCAAACUGGUAUAUACACCCAAUCAAUAAAAAUUUAAUAAAUCUUUACUAUAAUUUUAUAUAAUUAGCAUUUGAAGA
This is a messenger RNA of Hevea brasiliensis (rubber tree), 1104 nucleotides long. Its product is annotated as mavicyanin-like. Gene Ontology annotation, molecular function: electron transfer activity. The record is from RefSeq and is a predicted model, not a curated record. The transcript has 2 exons. NCBI's taxonomy places the organism in Eukaryota, Viridiplantae, Streptophyta, Magnoliopsida, Malpighiales, Euphorbiaceae. The coding region runs from base 318 to 869 and encodes 183 amino acids. Gene Ontology annotation, cellular component: plasma membrane.